GGUCCCGCGAAGACACGUCCACCUAGCGCCGUUUUACCAUGUGAUCAAUGUUUACAUCCUCUCAGCUGUUCCUGGAGAAAACACAAGGAUAGUCGUUGUAUCCACAAAAGUACUCUGGUGUAUUUUAGUACUUUACCAAAUGCCGACAUUUAUAACUCUGCUCAAGAUUUAUCAAUGGGGAAAGAUAUGAUGAUGAUCUGAAGUGACUGGAAGGUAUAAAUCAUCUUUCCUAUGCCAGAAGUGUGAACCCUUUGCUCCUGCAUGUGAAGAGGGGUGUGGCCUGUGGCCUAGUUGCACCUCCACUUGGCCUUGCUUUUUUUCCCCUCCCUUUUUGUUUUCCUUUCUUUUCUGUUCUGGGGACAAGGGGACCAUGGGCGGAGCUGUGAGCGCAGGGGAAGACAAUGACGAUUUGAUUGACAACCUGAAGGAGGCGCAGUAUAUUCGCACAAGCACAGUUGAGCAGGUUUUCAGGGCAAUAGAUCGUGGAGACUACUACUUAGAGGGCUACAGGGACAAUGCUUACAAAGACUUGGCCUGGAAGCAUGGGAAUAUCCACCUUUCGGCCCCUUGCAUCUAUUCUGAGGUCAUGGAGGCAUUGAAUCUCCAGCAAGGACUGUCUUUCCUCAACCUGGGCAGUGGCACAGGUUACCUGAGCACAAUGGUGGGCCUGAUAAUCGGUCCUUUUGGGGUCAACCAUGGUGUGGAGCUCCACAAGGAUGUGGUGGAAUAUGCAACAGAAAGACUUGAGGACUUCAUUAAAAACAGUGACAGCUUUGACAAAUUUGAGUUCUGUGAACCCCAUUUUGUAGUGGGGAACUGUUUAGAGAUCUCAUCAGACUGUCAACAGUACGAUCGCAUCUACUGUGGUGCAGGCGUUCAGAAAGACCAUGAGAACUAUAUGAAGAUCAUGUUGAAUGUGGGAGGCAUUCUUGUCAUGCCUAUUGAAGACCAGUUGACUCAGAUAACCCGAACUGGCCAGAGCUCAUGGGAGAGUAAAAACAUCCUGGCAGUGUCCUUCGCACCUCUGGUCCAGCAGAGCCGAUCUGACUGUAGCAAGCCUGAAGGGGUGGUGCUGCCUCCAGUGACUGCGAGGAGUCUGCAGGACCUGGCGCGUAUCUACAUUCGCCGCACGCUGCGGUGCCUGGCCGACGAGGAGAGCCCGGCCAGAGGCCCCACCCAUCGGGUGGCGCAGAAACGCAAGCGUCGGCGCUGCCGUCGACAUCACCGCGUCAGCACCUAUGUGUUCAUGGGCAACCAACUGAUCCCGCAGGCCAUGGAGAGCGAGGAGGACGAGAGCAAGGAGGACGAGAGCAAGGAUGAGGAGCAGGAAAAAUACAGUGUGGAGCCCUCCAAGCCCGAGGAGCCACAGGUUAAUCUGCUGAGAGACAAGAUCCUGAGCCUGCCCCUGCCUGAGGCUCUGAAGACCUUCCUAUUGUACUACCGUGAGAAAUAGUGAUGUGUCCAGGGUACCUGGCUGGCUUUGAGGGCAUUUUCACUGCGGGUCUCUUCUAGGGCAACUUUUCCCUUUCUUUAAUAAUGUAGCAUAAUUUAAGAUUUUUCAGAAUGGCAAAUCUGAAUCUGGAAUCUAUAUCACUAUACUUUCCAGUAUACUGUUCUAAUGGUUUAUAAUCCUGACUUUGAAUCUGAUAUUGGAAAUCUUUUUAGCACUGAGGACCUAAGGGGGCUCUCCAGAACAUUUCUAGUUCUCUAUGUUUAUACUCAGAGUUUGCUAAAUUUGCUAAGAUAUCCCUUAAAUAUUAUAACAGAAGCUUUGAUGUUCCCUCUAACCCACUAUAGAGAAUUUUGUCUUUUGAUCAAAUCUGAGUAGCAGUUUUUCCAUCAUCAGUGUGUUGGGGAUGGAUAUUUACUUUUUGAGAAUCUGAACCUGGGUAUGUUUCUACGUUUUUGUGAUGUUUGUCAGUGCUGUGGAUGCCUCACUCUGGAUCUGUUUGGUAAAGUUUCAUUCUGCACCUUGUUCUCUGGAUGCACAACCCUGUGUAUGAGGGGUUUUUUUUUUUUUUUUUUUUUUUAAACACUUUGUAAUGCUUUGUACCUCAUGGCUGGUCAGCCUCAGAGGUAUAUUAUGAAGCUGGCUUCAUGACUUAAGACAAUCUUAAUUAAGGUAGCCCUCAACUGAGAUGACACAUGACUUCUAGAACUUUAGAGCUGUGUGCUAGAUUGAGUUAAGCCACUGACUAAAUUGCACUGAUGGCAAUUUUUCCUUUGGUAACACAUUUUAGUCUACACUUAAUCUGUGUCCAAAAACAUCUGUUUGGGCUCAUCACAACUCUGGCUAACUGUGUGUAAUGACUUUCCAUUCCUUCUCUCCCCUUUGUUAUUUCCCUCCUAAGGCUUUCUUGCAGCUCUCAGUCAUGCUUGCUGUGUUAAAGUAGAAAGUCAUGAUUUGUUGUCAUGUGUGUUACAGUGUACAUUAAGUACAGAGUUUGAAAAUUAACGUGUCUGACUUAUUUGGGGAAAAAUAAUAUCCCUACAUCUGUCUCAUUAUCUCUCUAGGUCUGUCCCCCUGCCCCCCCCAAUCAUAGGCAGAGUGUAACAUAGCAGCAAAUGACCGCUUAUAACAGUUGGCCUUUCAGUUGAGAAAAUGUCUUUCACAUGUGAAAACUCUGUACAACUUGUGUACCUGUACAUACACUGUCAUAAAAUUUGUAGUUUUUAAUCACAAUCGUUGGGUUGAGGCUUCUUGGUGUUCUUUUGGUAACAAAUAAUUUAGGAGCACUGAACAUAAAUAUAUUCUUGGAGACACAUUCUAUGUAGGUACAGUGUAUAUCAUUCACUUCUUGACUGAUGCAGCACUGGUGAGGAAUGUUUUUAUUGUUCUACACACACACACACACGUACGUACGUAUGUAUAUGUGGCCAAGGUGUCAUUAUGUCUUCUCCCCAGCAUUACACAAGGAUAUCUCUUCAGGGUAAAGGUCUGUUACCUGCUGUACAAAUGUACAGAAUCACACAACUAGACUUUGACAACUUUGGAAGCUCUGAGCCUUGUAAAGUUACAUUGCUUAAAGUUCGUUUACCACAUCUGACUGUUCUUCAUAUGCCGCUGUCUUCACUGUCGAUAAAAGGGACGCUAGCUGUGUAUACAUACUCAACUCACAGAAUACAGCAUACAUGCAGGCAGAGACCAUUAAUUCUGAUGGUUUCUAAAUUCACAUUUAACCCUACUAUUACCUUACAUAAUUGAAAUGUGUUGUUUAGCAAAAUAGUUUAGUAUAACCUCUUCAUAAUACCUCAAAUAGUGGCUGGAAUUCUUAACUUCUUCAUAGCAUUAUGACAGAAAACCUCUCCAAACAGGCAAUACUGAUUAUGUAGUCCAGAAUAUCUAAGAAUUAACAAUUAUCCUGAAAUACACUAAUAAAAUCUAGAGGAAAACUUUGAUCUGAUGUGCUAUUAUUCUAGAAUAUGGUUCUGGUUCAGCUGGUUUGUUGGUGUUCAGGUGUGUUGAGAGAAAUCUCUGGCUCGUCUAGUGUGUUUGGAGCCACUGGCCUGGGAGGACCACUGAGUCUGCACUCUAUGAAACUUCUGCUGGCUAUCUGUUAGGACAAGUCUUCAUAAUCCACUUAUCAAAAUAAUUUUUUAAAGCAUUUUCUAAACUGUAAUAAUCUUUAAAGGUAUGGAAUGGGUUGUUUGUGGGACUGUUUUUUUUUUUGUUUUUGUUUCCCCCCCCCCAUACUUGAACUUCAUUUAGAAGAGGUUACUUUUUGCUAAAGUGUGGUUUCACCAGCUUUUCAGAUUUCACCACAAUGUAAGCACAGUGCUGAUGGCUUUGAGAGUCCUUGGGCUGCAUCCAACACAAAUUAAAGAGAAGCAGUUGAGAAAUGCACUUUUCAGGCACUAUGAUAUAAUUCUAGUUGUACUGUUUUUUUUUUAAUGGUGCCAUUUAAUUGUCUAGUUUCACAACACUCCACAAUGAUUUGAGUUGUACUCUUUAACACCUUAGUUAUGUUACUUACAGUGGGUGUUUGGUUAGGCAAGCCAUCUAUUUGGAGAGAAAUCAGAUUUGUCUUGAUGUUUAAAUGUAAUCACAGUCUUUAAAGAAGUAAAGGCCAUUUAACGUUUAAACAACCAUUUUACUUGCCACUAAGCUCAUUAGAGAAUUUCAGCCAGCACUCCAGGACAAAAAAUGAGUCAGUGGUCGCAUGACUUUUGACAGUACAAUUGUGACUAAGAAAUGGACAAAUGAGUCUAUGUACUUAGUUUCAAACUUCUGCAGACACAUUUCCCUCCCAACAUGUGUACUCACUUUACAGAAUUACAAAACCAAUACUUCUCCCCUAACUUGCGAUACAGAGUACUGGUCGAUUUGCUCCAAACUUCUUUUGCUACAAAAAUCAAAGAUUGUGUAUUAUGUGUGGAAACCUUUAUUCGGUCACAAGGUAAGAAAAUUGAUUGUAUCUAGUGGGCUUUACCUAUACAGUUUCAGGAUUUGGCGUGCUAUAAAAGUCCUCUCAGAAUUUCAGAUUUCCUAUGGAUGGUCUCUUUUAAAGCUGUGUAUAUGUGUGAUUUUUUAAAAAUGCAUAACUGACUAAUUUGACGCUCUAUUCGCAACUUUUCAUUAAACACUCCCAGCACUCUCA
This is a messenger RNA of Electrophorus electricus (electric eel), 4598 nucleotides long. It is a transcript of the gene pcmtd1, whose product is annotated as protein-L-isoaspartate (D-aspartate) O-methyltransferase domain containing 1. Gene Ontology annotation, cellular component: cytoplasm. Gene Ontology annotation, biological process: protein modification process. The record is from RefSeq and is a predicted model, not a curated record. Gene Ontology annotation, molecular function: protein-L-isoaspartate (D-aspartate) O-methyltransferase activity. NCBI's taxonomy places the organism in Eukaryota, Metazoa, Chordata, Actinopteri, Gymnotiformes, Gymnotidae.